Messenger RNA from Astyanax mexicanus (Mexican tetra), 1679 nucleotides. RefSeq names its product transmembrane protein 235. The transcript is spliced from 4 exons. The record is from RefSeq and is a predicted model, not a curated record. NCBI's taxonomy places the organism in Eukaryota, Metazoa, Chordata, Actinopteri, Characiformes, Acestrorhamphidae. Bases 3 to 650 code for a protein of 215 amino acids. Gene Ontology annotation, cellular component: apical plasma membrane.
GGAUGAGGUUCGGGGGGCUGGUGGUCGCGGCCGGACUCUCUGGGCUGCUGAGCUUUGCUCUGCUCGCGCUCGCCAUCGGAACCGAGUACUGGUACAUCAUUACUGUGGACCAGAACCAGCAGAACUCCACCUCCACCAACACCGCCGAGCUCAGCAGCUCACACUCCGGACUCUGGAGGAUCUAUGAAGAAAGGAACGGGAGUUAUCACGCCGUCUCCAUCUACAUGAACACGACAGAGAGCAGCGAGCAUCACCAGCACCUCUCCAAUCUGCACAGCGCUAUAGUCAUCCUGCUUCCUGUCAGCCUGGUGCUGCUGGUGUUUGGUGGGAUCUUUGGGUUGGUGGCGUCUCUGGCGCGCAGUUAUAAGCUACUCUCUGGUGAAGCUGUGUAUUUCCUCAUCUGCAGUCUCUUCACGCUGUCGGGGGUGUGUAUCUACGUCAGUUACUCGGAGCAGGCUCUGGAUCUGCUGCAGUGGGAGCUCGGAGCCGAGCUGCCCGACUACGUCCACGUCUCCUUCGGCUGGUCCCUGACCGCCGCCUGCCUGUCCUUCUGCCUGGAGCUGCUCACCAGCGUCCUGCUCACACUGGCAGCACGACUCGCCUACUGCCAGCUCCACCACGAGUCCACCGUCACCCUGUCCAUGACCUAGGACACGCCUCUAAAGCAGUCAAACCACGCCCUCACGUUGCAGUUCACGCAAAAAUCACCAGCCGGCGUGACUUUCAUGAUUCUUUCAAGAGUUUUGAGGGAACUGUACUCUUUAUUUACUCUGUAUUAAUUCAUGUGUUACCUCAGGGGACAGCUGGAUGGAAGACCAAUAUACUUACAGUAUAUACGUUUAAGAUGUGUAUAAGAUGUGAGGUGUUAUCUUGUGACCAUUGUCCCAUCAUGCUCAUGGCUAAAAAGGUGUUGUGAAUUAUCGUGGAGUUGGAGCAUCACAUGUGUAUCUGGAAUACCAGAACUGGUAAUGAUCAUGACCGGUGGCAUCUGGCUAGAACUGUCCAUGCGAACGAGUGACUAAUUGUACAGAAUAUGCAUGAAUGCCAUGGUUUCGUUCUCGUCCACUUUCUCUUCAUUUGCAACCAGAGCCAAUCAGUGCAGUAGAGCUGCCAGAGGUGGAGCCAAACUUGCAUACUCAUUUGGUAGACCCACCCUCUUACCCUAGAGUCUCAGCCCGCCUUCAUUGAGUCAUAGAGUGGAUUUUAUGUAAUUUCCCAACAGUAAAGGAUCAUUUUAUGGGAGCAGGUAUGGAACAAAGCUCCAGGAUCAGAUACCAGAAGUCAGAGAAUAAAACAGCAGUAAAUUGGAACCCAGAAAGACUACAAGACAGAAGUCUUGGAGUAGAGUCUCAGCCCGCCUUCAUUGAGUUUACAGCGCCGUCUAAAGGACUAAAAGUGGACUAAGAGUGGAUUUUAUGCAACAUCCCAACAGUAAAAAAGCAUGUAUUACAUUUACAUCAUAUUACAGUACCGUACACUAUAUUACUCUGUUUACCAAUGAGAUAAACUCGAUUAAUGAUUCAUUUACAUACAGCUCUGUAAAACAAUAAGAGAGCACUUCAGUUUCUGAAUCAGUUUCUCUGAUUUUGCUAUUUAUAGGUUUAUGUUUGAGUAAAAUGAACAUUUUUGUUUUAUUCUAUAAACUACAGACAACAUUUCUCCCAAAUUCCAAAUAAAAA